GGAGGGCUCCAAUUGGAACAAACUUGUUUUUCUUUUUAACGCCCACCACCCCCGUGGCUAGCGGAGCUGUGUGUGCUGAAGCCAUGGCUCAUAUGGGGCUGAACUCGUACUUGCAGCAGGUAGAGCGGUGUAUAGAAGAUGCAGACGGCGAGACUUUAGCUGAGCUGGUGUCAUUCCGACAUCCUCACGUCCACAGUUCCAAACUACAGAGUCCUGACUUUGAGUCCCAGUGCCAGGCGUACCUGGAGUCGCCCUACGACGAGAUGGUGGCCGCGCACAUCAGAUGUGCAGGUGCCGUGAGAGGAGGAGACUUUGUGGACUCCUUUGCCUGCCAGACUGUCGUGGUCCAAUCUUUCCUGAGGGCGUUUCAGACUCAGAAAGAAGAGAACUGGGCUCUCCCAGUUCUCAAAGUGGUAACAUUGGACCUGCGUCUAUUUGCAAUUCAGGCAGAAGCUGGGAAGGCCAGCAGAGGCCACUCAAAGCCGGGAGAACUACUGGAGAAAGCUGCAGACCACAUAAUGUCUUGUUUCAGAGUGUGUGUCAGUGACAUGCGAACAUCAGAGGAACUGACAAAAAGAUGGGCCACAUUAGCACUUGUGAACCAACUCUUCAAAAUCUAUUUCAAGAUCAACAAGUUGCCUCUCUGCAAGCCUCUCAUUCGAGCCAUCGACAGCUCCUCUCUGAAAGAUCGUUUCAGUCUCGCCCAAACUGUCACCUACAAGUUCUUUGUCGGGAGGAAAGCCAUGUUUGAUAGCGAGUUCAGAACAGCUGCCAACUACCUGCAGUUUGCCUUUGACAACUGCUACCCUACCUCCAACAACAACAAAUGUGGAGUUAUAUGUUUGCAUGACUCCUAUCUGCUCAGGUUGAUUCUUGUCUACCUAAUUCCAGUCAAGAUGCUACUGGUAAAACCCCUCAAUUAUCUGUACUCAUAUUACUUGAUGUUGUGGGGUAAAUCCCCUCAAUUAUCUGUAAUAAUAAUUAUUACUUGAUGUUGCUCAGGGUCAUAUGCCCAGUGCACGUCUUCUAACUGAGUACAGACUACCCCAGUUCAUAGAUGUCGCCAAGGCCGUCAGUCAAGGCAACAUGAGACUACUAUCAGCAACCCUGCAGAAAAAUGAGGUAUUUUAAGUGGUAAAAUUGUCACCUUACACCUUGGAAUCCCAAAUUUCAGGUCUUCUUUAUUCACUUCCGAAUUUACCUCAUUCUGGAGAAACUGAAGAUCAUUGCAUAUCGCAAUCUCUUCAAGAAAGUCUCGCUCCUACAGAAGACCCAUCUCAUACUGCUAGCCUCGUUUGAAACAGCUCUGAAGUUCUCAGGAGACGAGGACACUGACAUCGACGAAGUCCAGUGCAUCAUCGCCAAUCUCAUUGACAAAGCUUACAUCAGAGGCUACAUGUCGUACCAACACCAGAAGUUGGUAGUCAGCAAGCAAAAUGCCUUCCCUGCGCUCUCGUCUGUCAUGAAACAAUGAUCCACUGAUACCCACUCUCAACUCUACCGUCAUUUCUAUUGCACAUUUGACAUGAAUUUGCACAGUUUAUUUGCUCUCUGUGAGAAUUUGCUGCGGCCUGCGGCUUGCACAAAGUCUGUUUCAAAACUGAACAACACAACAAUAACUAAUUAAUGAUUCAAGUGAUAGUCCACACACUCUGGACCUG
Messenger RNA from Geodia barretti, 1661 nucleotides. Lineage: Eukaryota; Metazoa; Porifera; Demospongiae; Tetractinellida; Geodiidae. The record is from the annotation of a GenBank genome assembly.